Molecule: messenger RNA, 386 nt
Organism: Empidonax traillii (willow flycatcher)
Lineage: Eukaryota; Metazoa; Chordata; Aves; Passeriformes; Tyrannidae
Product: rasGAP-activating-like protein 1
Exons: 4
Biological process (GO): regulation of neurotransmitter secretion
Cellular component (GO): synaptic vesicle membrane
Molecular function (GO): calcium ion binding
Source: RefSeq, a predicted model, not a curated record
AUGGCCGAAACCACCUCGCUGCGCUGCCGGGUGGUGGAGGGGAAGGACCUGCCCGCCAAGGACGUAUCCGGCUCCAGCGAUCCCUACUGUGUGGUCAAGGUGGACAACGAGGUGUUGGCCAGGACAGCCACUGUGUGGAAGAGCCUGAACCCUUUUUGGGGGGCGGAAUUCACCCUGCGCCUGCCCCGUGGCUUCCACAGCCUCGCCAUCUAUAUGCUGGAUGAGGACACCAGUGGGUGGUGGGGGGGGAAACAGGGCCAUGGCAGGCAUCAGCUGGCUCAGCCUGUGAACCCUGACAAGGAGGUGCAGGGUGAGAUCCACCUGGAGCUGUGUGUCCCCAGGCAGGGCCACCCGCGGGUGCUGCGCUGCCACCUCAUCGAGGCCAG